GUCAGAUUCAGGCCAGCGGCGCGUGAGGGUGCGUUCUGCCACCUUUCGGACUAUAAGUCCGGCAGAGUAGAUCAGCGGGGCCCUCUGAGAAAGUUUUCGAUGUUGUGUCUUGUAUUAUGGCACAAUUUUGUUGCAGACCACUGUUCGUCUGGGCAGUCCAAGGGGUAAGGUGGUGCGGUGACCAGUGCCUCCUGAUCAACUAAUCCCUACUUUUGCAACACUGCCUGCAAGCCAUCGUCACUGCAUUUGAUUAGAAUUUUUGAGAUGUGACAGCUUAGCUACUUAUGAUUCUAAAUACUUAUCAAGUUUGUGUGUGCGAACAAGUUUGUAAUUUAAAUGGUGGAGUUAUGUACAGUACUGAUGUAGGGAAGUUGGUCACAAAGUUAUGUCCCAAAUAUGAUCAGUGGAGCAGCUCAAGCAGAUAUUGGUGUUCUGGUAUUUCUGCCCGUAAAGGGGAAUUCGAGACUGGAUAUGAGAGGGGUGGGCGAACCCGUGAACAUGUUCAGCUUGCAAAACUUUGGGCAUAUGAUGAAAUUGAAUCUAAGAAGGUAUCAUUUCUGAGGUCUUCAGGCUACAAUGUGAAAAAGGAUGUCCAGUUUCUACCAAUAUCUGGUCUUCUUGGUUCCAACAUGAAAACGAGACCGGACAAGAGCAUAUGCCCCUGGUGGAAUGGCCCCUGCCUCUUUGAAGUUCUUGACGCAGUUGAAAUUCCUUCUAGAGAUCCAAAAGGUCCUUUUAGUUAUGAUUUAUUACUGAUGCCUAUAAUUGACAAAUUUAAAGUCUUGGAAACUGUUGUGAUUGGAAAGGUUGAAUCUGGUACUGUGCAUGAGGGUGAUUCCUUAUUGGUCAUGCCAAACAAGGCUCAAGUGAAAGUUCUUGCCAUUUACUGUGAUGAAGAUAAGGCUAUACGUGCUGGACCUGGUGAAAUUCUGCGGGUUAAGUUAUCUGGAAUUGAAGAGGAGGACAUAUUAUUUGGUUUUGUCUUGUGUAGUGUUGUCACUGAAUUUACGGCCCAGCUGCAGAUCCUUGAGUUGCUUGACAAUGCAAUAUUUACAGCUGGGUAUAAAGCUGUCUUGGACAUUCAUUCUGUUGUUGAGGAAUGUGAGAUUGUUGAGCUGCUACAACAAGUUGAUCCCAAGACAAAGAAACCCAUGAAAAAGAAAGUUCUAUUUGUUAAGAAUGGUGCUGUCGUUGUUUGCCGCAUUCAGGUGAACAACUUGAUUUGUGUUGAGAGAUUCUCAGAUUUUGCACAACUUGGAAGGUUUACUCUUCGAACUGAAGAAAAAACAGUUGCAGUGGUAAAAGUCGUGGACAUUCCUUCAAGUGCCAGUGCAUAAAAUGGUUUUGUUGUUAGAGUUGAGAAAUUAAAUUUAUAGUUUUUUUUUUUAAAAAAAAAAAAAUACAAUCUCUAAUGGGAUGUUUAAUGAAUGGCUAAUUCACUCUGACAGUUAUGUCCACCGGACUCUCCAUAUGAACCGGUGUUAAAGUUGCAACACGGAAUCAUCUUAAAUGAAGUUGCCGCGUUAACAAUAUAUUGAUGUCUUGAGGAGAGGUGGGGUGCCGAUGCCACAGGUGCUUGGCAUUGGUACUUUUGAUAUACUUAUGGGUAUGUAAUGUUUAACUUAUACACCCAUUGGCAUUUUUGGAACACAUGAUUGUAAUACAUGGUUUUCACAUCAGUUUGUUGGAAAAUAUUUAGUUUUGGUUUGGGCAUUGUUUGCCAUGAAAGCAUUUAGUUUGUCAUUUGGGUUUUGGUACAAUAUUUAUGUGUAAAAACUUAUUUACUGCUCUUUUAUCGUCUGUGGCAUCCUGGUAAUAAAUUGAACUGGCAGAU
Rubroshorea leprosula is the source of this 1834-nucleotide messenger RNA. The record is from the annotation of a GenBank genome assembly. Lineage: Eukaryota; Viridiplantae; Streptophyta; Magnoliopsida; Malvales; Dipterocarpaceae.